Molecule: messenger RNA, 5091 nt
Organism: Scylla paramamosain (green mud crab)
Lineage: Eukaryota; Metazoa; Arthropoda; Malacostraca; Decapoda; Portunidae
Product: zinc finger protein 501-like
Exons: 2
Coding region: 340-1740 (466 amino acids)
Biological process (GO): regulation of transcription by RNA polymerase II
Cellular component (GO): chromosome
Molecular function (GO): chromatin insulator sequence binding
Source: RefSeq, a predicted model, not a curated record
AAUAAACACCAUUACCUCUCCUACAUCAGCAAAGAGGGGGAGGACGCCAGGCACCUCCACCUUAAUUCUGCUCAUUUCUUGUAUUUUACGCAUAUCCCUAGACUCUGCACGACAGCGGGGCACCACCUUUACUCCGCGGAACCAAUACAAAACACCAUGGAAGGGUCACGGCAGGAGUGAGGAUGUGCUCCCCUCGCUGCUGCAAGAUGAAGCAGUGCACUCAUCCCUGAAUUACUUGGUAGGGAUCCCAACACCUCCACCCUGAGGCACUUGCACGCCGGUCACAGUCAGGUGCGAGAGAGAGAGGCAGAGAGAGAAAAAGAGCGAGCCCUGUACACCAUGAGCAGCAUCUUGCCCACGAGCAACAAUUACAGUUAUCAAGCCGCUCAUUUCAGCUCUCUGUACUCAUCCUCAAUCCAGGCUGAAGACCUCCUCCUACCCUCCAUACAUGACAAGAGCUUUGUAUGCAAGUGCAGCAAGAUCUUUUCCAACAAGGCAGACUUCACCCGCCACGUGAGGGUCCACACCGGGGAGAAGCCCCACAAGUGUAACGUCUGUAGCAGAGAGUUCUCCCUCAAGGGCAACCUCACCAAACACAUGCAGCUGCACACCAACCAAAAGACCUACAAUUGUACCGAGUGCCCCAAGACCUUUCUCAAGAAGGUUUACUUACACCAGCAUGCACGGGUCCACUCUGGGGAGAAGCCCUUCAAGUGUCCGCAGUGUGACCGGGCGUUCUCUCUCAAGGGCAACCUGGCACAGCACCUCAAGUUGCACACAGACCACAAGUCCCACCAGUGCUCGGAAUGCAACAAGCUGUUCAUGAAGAAGAGCUACCUGGACCAGCACAUGCGGACCCACACUGGGGAGCGGCCCCACAAGUGUCCCCAGUGCAAGCGUGCAUUCUCCCUGAAGGGGAAUUUGGUGCAGCACCUCAAGCGGCACUCUGGAGAGAAGCCGCACACCUGCUAUGAAUGUGGCAAGUCCUUUGCCCUGAAGAGUGCCCUGCGGGAACAUGACAAGGUGCAUGGGGAGGAGAAGCCUUUCUCCUGCCUGGUGUGCAGCAAGGCAUUCCGCAAGAAGGUGUACCUGGUGCAGCACACACGUGUCCAUACCGGUGAGCGCCCCUUCCCCUGCACGCACUGUGGCAAGGCCUUCUCCCAGCGCAGCAUCCUCAACCAGCACCUGAAGCGACAUGGGGAGAAGUCCUACAACUGCUCCCGCUGCCACAAGCUUUACCUGAAGAGCAUUUACCUGCCAGUCAAAACUGAGAAGGGCCAUGCAGAGCCAUCCUGGUGCCAGGACUGCAUGAAGGAGGAGAAUGUGGAGCAGUACAUCAAGCCCGACUACAACUUUGAAGAGGAAGAGGAGGAAGAGGAGGAGGAGGAAGAAGAGGAGGAGGAGAGCAUGAUCAGUGAGCAGUCCUUCAGCUCAUGCAGCAGCAUCGAGCACGAGGAAAGCCCCAAGGAGGAGUCUGCUUCCCUCACCAAGAAGUACACCAGCCUGAUGCCCAAGAUGAACCAUGGGGCCCAUGGCUUGCACCACCACCACCACCACCAUCACCACCACCAUGACUCCCUCACUGAGUACAGCAUCACCAACCUGGCAGCCAAGGGGAACAGGAAUCUGGCCGACGUGUACCACUCCCGCUACUACACCGGCCACAUGGGUAUUGGAGGGGACUCCACCCACCACAAGGCAGGGGCCAGUGUGGGCCAGAGCCUCAAUGCCUCCUUGUAGUGCCAUGAGCCAGCCACACAGCACCUGUAGUGUGGCUGGACGAUGCUGGUGCUGCUGUGGCAUCGUGGUGGCCAAGGUUAAUGUUGGUCAAGGAGAAACAUCUUGUCAUGAACUAAGUGAUAACUAUGUUCUCUUUUUAGGUGUAAGAGUUCAUUAUAGUACAAAUAUCAAAAUUAAAUUUUUUUUCUUUUUUCUCAAAUUGACUAAUUAUGAUGUAACAAAAUGCAGUUGCCAGCUUUCUCUGAGGGAGCAUUUUCAUGUUGCCAGACAAACAGUCUCACAAGCACAUUUUGCAACCCAGUAGUGAUGUCCACAGUUCAUGUAUUCAUGUGUGUCAAACAUUGUCCAUUCUUCCCAGAUCUUGGUGGAAGAGGAACACUCUUGUUCCCACCAUCGCUGCCAUUGACUUUGUGCAUCACAAAGCACCAAAGUCUCAUCAAAUUUUCUAAAAGCUGAACGUAAAGUAUUAACCUUCAGGAUUGCCAUGUCACCAGCCAUUCUGUUUACAGCAGUAUUACCAUUACCACAAAAGUUCACUGGAGGCUCUUGAGAUACAGAGGCUUGCACACUUUCUCCUGAUUGGUUUUGCAAAGCAGGUCUAAACACUGGAGAAUGAAAUACCUGAACAGUCCUGCCAAUCUCCCAGUCAAGACAUGCCAAUGAGAGUCUGCCAUCUCAGCAGUGUCUCAUCAGUGCAGCAAUGCAAUGUAUUCCCCUUCCUUAGUGUCGUCAUCCCCAUUGUGCCAGAAGUUAGUUGGUCUCAGUUUCUCCCUGUCUGAGGCUCACCUUCCCUCCUCUUUCCCUCCUUUUGCAUUUCCCCAUCAUGACACAACACAAUAGUGGCCAGGAUGUCAGUUAGGCGAGAUACCACUUAAUACUGCACUUCCUUCCAGCACUAACCUUGGAUUUGUAUUCAGUCAAACAUUACUGCCACUAUGUUGCUUUGAGGUGACCGCAGCACCGCUCACGGGGUGUGGUGGCGGCGAUGGUGGUGGUGCCGGCCGGCUGCCUGCAGUGCUUGGUCUCCACCGGUCAGGAGUAGUGAUACACAUUUAGACUUAGAACCAUAGCAGCAGAAUGUUUAGAUAUAUUUUUAAAAGUAGCCCGUCUGUGUCAUAUAUAUAUAUAGUAUAUAACACUGAAUGCCUAAUAUGCUUUAUAGUAGAACCCAAUUAAUUGUAGUGAGGAGGAGCAGCAGCAGCAGCAGCAGCAGCAGCAGCACUGUGGAUCUCUGUAAAUCCUAAAGUUACUCUUCAACUAAUUUUUUUUUUUUUUUUUUUUUUUUUUUUUUUUGCCACAUCAUGUUUCAACAUUCAUUUAAUGCUUUGUAGUGUCUGGAGCUUGUGAAGGCAUAGAGGUAAUGUUGAGUUUUGACUUCUCACAGGAUAAUGAAUGUGAAAAGGAAACUAGUGCAGUAUGUGUGUGUGCAUAUGUGUGUGUGUGUGUGUGUGUGUGUGUGUGUGUGUGUGUGUGUGUGUGUCUGUGUGUGUGUGUUUAAUGAUAAUGAUGGUGAUAAUGAUCAAUAGUUUAUUUGAAAAUUUAGCAUUUUAACAAAAAUGUUCAUUUUAAAGUUUAUUUGUUUGUAUGUGUGUGUGUGUGUGUGUGUGUAGAUGCAUACAUAUGUGGUAUGCACAAGGCAAGGCACAAUCUAUUUGCUUGUAAUGGGCAAACUAAUUUCAAAUUAUUAAUCUGGGGUUGUUUAAUAACUUUAUUUUCUCCGGCCAAAAAAAAAGAGUAAUCAACUCACUUCCUUGUAUAUAAUCAGGCUGUCACUUCUCACACACGCUGGUCAUUCCUCUUUCUCACCCUUAUUGUAAGGCUGAAGCUGUUUAUAUCAUUCCCUCUUUCCUGUCCUGUUGCACACAGUACAGUUUUCAUAGUAUAAUUCUAACUUUUUUCCACAUCAAAUUUCCACUGUAAUGAUUAAGUGCAUACCAAAUAUUCCUUCCCUGCAGCUCCCUCCCAACACUGUUCUUGGUGUUAGUGUAGACCAGACCCUCUUGUUUCAGUGGCAAGGAUGUUGUGUGUUACAAUCAGAAAGGGAUAUUACUUGAGUGAGAGACUAAAGAGAUGAGUGAGUGAUCACUAAAAAGAAAACUUUGAUCAGGUAAUCAUAUUUGACAUUUGUCUGUUUUGGAAGGAUCUGAAGUCAGAUUAUUGAGUUAGGGACUAGAGAUACUGAGUUUGUGGAUUAAAAGUAAAAAUGUUGAAUUGAACACAAGCAAGAAUGCUGGAUGUAGGAUGAAGGGAGGACUUAGGUGGUUUGUUGAAUGUUGUGGUGUGGGUGGAUGUGUGGGGGAGUGCUGAAGAACAGGAUAGGGACAAAAAUGUGUUCUGUAUAUACACAAAGCACAGAUAGGCAUGUGGCAAAUGAGCCAUUAUAAGUAUUCUAUGCAAAUACCUCACUUAAGUUAACUUCUCUGCCUUCUAUCUUAGGCUUUUGAAAGUACACAUACAAUUAGGGAAUAACAUAAGAUUCAGAAGGGAUGGAUGCACAAAAAUAACUGCACAGAGAAGUAAGAUAAUAUAAAAUAGAAUCUAAAUUGAUCUGCACCUAGUUUAUGCUUUGUAACAUUACAGCUGCCAACUAAAGAGCAAGUGAUCUAGGAGACCAAAGUACAUGCCACCGCCAGUGAAUGCUAACUGUACUUUCAUUGUAAUUUAAAGGUUGUUUGCUUGUUAAGUUAAACCAUGUACAGCUUUGGCCAUAAAUGAUGUCACAUAUUUCCUCAAAAUUACCCAUAUAGUGAUGCAAAUGGUAAAUCAAAUGGGAAUGGAAGUAUUACUGUAUCUUGUAAGUGAAAAAUGCUGAAAUCUGUGACAUCCCUUCUGGCUGGAGCUGUGCAGAUGAAGACACCAGAGCAAGACCACCCCACACACACACACUCACUGCCACAUCCCCCAGUGUCCGGCGUGGAAGUCAAACACAGGGCUAGGUACACAUGAUGGUGGGCUUCUCAGAGUGAGUGUGAGGGAGGCAAAGUGGAGUGUCAGCCUGAACAUCCAGAUUACAUACAGUCAACAAGAAAAGUAUCUGUCUUGGUGAAUGCAUCAGUCCUGUUCAUCUGUAGUUUAUUUGACGUUACAACAGUUGUGGUGUGUUUUAUGUUUUGUGUUCUUAUGAUAAAGUGAGGCCACAAAUAGGCCAUAAAGGCAGAGGAGUACUAAUACUUCCUUUGUUGACUGUACUUGUGUUGAAUGAGCACAUCGAGUGUUGCAAUAUACCUCCUUCAUCUGUCAGCAUUAGUGCCAGAUUAGGUCAAGUUUUGCAUAUACCAAGUCUAACACUUGUAAUGGCAUUUCUCUAAGAAAGUAAAUAUAUGGUCUUGUUAAUAAACUGAAUAUUAUUAA